UAGGGGCUUGGACUGAGUACGGGGCGCGGCACUGGACUGGAGGGGAUGGCACCACGCUUUCCAGAGAAGCCAGAAGAAUUAUUCGGCUGUGCACUGGACGAGGGGCUUCAAGUUUCCAAACCUGAUAUAAUAUUCCAUUUGGAACAAAGGUGAGAUUUAUGGAUCCUGGAGAGAGAUAUCCCAAGAGAUACUUUUCCAGGUGCGGAGUCAAAAAAAAAAAAAGGCCCUCUUCAAAAAUUAUCAAUGGAUUGGAAACCUUUGAUAUGAUUGGAAGACAUGGGCUGAGAUGAAGCAUGCAACUUCAAAGCCAUACAUUUCCAAAGAAUCAUCAUUCCAGGCAUAGUAAUGGAAAGAAUUAAAAUGGAUGGAUCUUGGAAUUCUGAAUUGGAAGAAACUUUAAAAUUUGAGGGUAGUAUAGAGAGCCUACAGGGAAAACCCAACAAACUAUUGCAUCAAGUGAUAAUGCAUAGAAAAACUCUAACUUGGGAGAAAAGCCCUGAAUAUAAUGAAUUUGGAGAAAGCCUCAAUCUGAGCUCAAACCUGGCAACACAGCAAAGAAUUUUUAUAGGUGAGAAACCUGAUAAAUAUGAUACACAUGAAAAGAACUUCAAACAUAAUUUGGAUACAGCUAAACAUCAAGGAAUCAACACUGACAAGAAAUCUUGUAAAUGUAAUGAAUGUGGGAAAGCCUUCAAUUACUAUUCAGACCUUAUUCGACAUCAGCGAACUCACACUGGAGAGAAACCAUACACGUGUAAUGAAUGUGGAAAGGCAUUCAGUGAUCCCUCACCCUUUAUUCGACAUCAGAGAAUCCAUACUGGGGAAAAACCCUAUGAAUGUAAUGAAUGUGGAAAGGCUUUCAGUGACCGAUCAACAUUUAUUCAACACCAGAGAAUUCACAGUGGAGAAAAGCCUUAUGAAUGUAAUGAAUGUGGGAAAGCAUUUAGCCAAAAAAAGCACCUUAUUCAGCAUCAGAGGAUUCAUACUGGAGAAAAACCUUAUGAAUGUAGUGAAUGUGAGAAAGCAUUCAGCCAGAGGACCCAACUUAUUCAACAUCAGAAAACUCAUACUGGAGAGAAACCCUAUAAGUGUAAUGAAUGUGGAAAAUUCUUCAGCCGGAGCACACACCUUACUGAACAUCAGAAAACACACACUGGGGAGAAACCCUAUAAAUGCAAUGAAUGUGGGAAAGCUUUCACUUAUCGCUCAACUUUUAUUCGGCAUCAUAUUAUUCAUACUGGUGAGAAACCCUAUGUAUGUCAUGAAUGUGGGAAAGCCUUUAGUCAAAACUCAAUCCUUACUGAGCAUCAUAAAACUCAUACUGGAGAGAAACCCUAUAAAUGUAAUGAAUGUGGGAAAGCUUUCAGUUCCUGCUCAUACCUUAACCAACACCAGAAAACUCAUACUGGUGAGAAGCCUUAUAAAUGUAAUGAAUGUGGGAAAGCCUUUAGUUAUUGUUCAUCCCUUACUCAACAUCAGAGAGUUCAUACUGGAGAGAAACCCUAUGAAUGUAAUGAGUGUGGGAAAGCCUUCAGUUGUUGGUCCAACUUUAACCAACAUCAGAAAACUCAUACUGGAGAAAAACCCUACAAAUGUAAUGAAUGUGGAACCGCCUUCAGUCAGAGCACACGUCUUACUCAGCAUCAGAGAAUUCAUACUGGAGAAAAACCCUAUGAAUGCAAUGAAUGUGGAAAAUCUUUCAGUCUAAGCACUCGCCUUGUUGAACAUCAGAAAACUCAUACUGGAGAGAAGCCUUAUAAAUGUAGUGAUUGUGAAAAAGCUUUCAGCCGGAGCACCCACCUUACUGAACAUCAGAAAACUCAUACUGGAGAGAAACCCUAUAGAUGUAAUGAAUGUGGGAAAGCUUUUACCUGUCACACAUCCCUUAUUCAGCAUCAAAGAAUUCAUAAUGGGGAGAAGCCCUAUGAAUGUAAUGAAUGUGGAAAAGCUUUUAGCCAGAGUGCACACCUCACAAAUCAUCAGAAAACUCAUACAGGGGAGAAAUCUUUUAAAUGUAAUGAAUGUGAUAAAGCAUUCAGUUAUUGCUCAGCCCUUAUUCAACAUCAGAGAAUACAUAGUGGGGAGAAACCUUUUGAAUGUAGUGAGUGUGGGAAAACCUUUAGUCGGAGUACAUACCUUACUCAACACCAGAGAAUUCACACUGGAGAGAAACCCUAUAAAUGUAGUGAAUGUGGAAAAGCCUUUAGCCAGAGCACACAUCUUACUCUGCACGAGAGAAUUCACACUGGAGAGAAACCCUAUAAAUGUAAUGAAUGUGGGAAAACCUUCAGCCAGAGUGCACACCUUACUCAACAUCAGAGAAUUCAUACUGGAGAGAAACCCUAUGAAUGUAAUGAAUGUGGGAGAGCCUUUAGUGACCACUCAGCUCUCAUUCGACAUCAUAUAAUUCAUAGUGGAGAGAAACCCUAUGAGUGUAAUCAAUGUGGAAAAGCCUUCAGUUACUGCUCAGACCUCAUCCAGCAUCAGAAAACUCAUACUGGAGAGAAACCCUAUAAAUGUAAUGUUUGUGGCAAUGCUUUUAGUGACUGUUCAGCACUUGUUCAGCAUCAGAGAACUCACACUGGAGAGAAACCCUAUGAAUGUAAUAGCUGUUGGAAAGCCUUUAGUAAUUACUCAGCCCUAAUUCGACAUAAUAUAGUUCAUACUGGAGAGAAACCCUAUGAAUGCAGUGAAUGUGGAAAAGCCUUUAGCCGGAGUACAUACCUUACUCAACAUCAGCGAGUACAUACAGGGGAGAAGCCUUUUGAAUGUAAUGAAUGUGGGAAAGCUUUCAGUCAGAGUGCAUUUCUUACUCAACACCAAAGAAUUCACACUGGUGAGAAACCCUACACAUGCAAUGAGUGUGGAAAAGCUUUCAGUGAUCACUCAGGCCGGAUUCAGCAUCAGAGAACUCACACUGGAGAGAAACCCUACUCAUGUAAUGAAUGUGGGAAAGCCUUUAGUUAUUGUUCAGCUCUUAUUCAACAUAAAAGGAUUCAUACUGGUGAAAAACCUUAUGAAUGUAAUGACUGUGGAAAAGCCUUCAGUGACCGCUCAGCACUCAUUCAACAUCAGAGAACUCAUACAGGAGAGAAACCCUACAAAUGUAAUGUAUGUGGAAAGGCCUUCAGCCAGAGUACAAAUAUGACAAACCAUCAGAAAACUCACACUGGAGAGAAACCCUAUAAAUGUAAUAAAUGUGGAAAAGCUUUUGGAUACUGCUCAGGUCUUAUUCAACAUCAGAUAAUACAUACUGGAGAGAAACCCUAUGAAUGCAGUGAAUGUGGUAAAGCUUUCUCUCGAACCACAGACCUUAUAAAGCAUCAGAAAAUUCAUACUGGAGAAAAACCUCAUAUAUGCAAUGACUGUGGAAAGGCCUUCGGCCAAAACACAUACCUUACCAAGCAUCAGAAAACUCACUGGAGAGAAACCUUGUAAGCACAAUGAAUGUAAGAAAUCACUCAGUCAAACUGCUUCCAUAUAUGCCUAGAUCUUUUGAUGUUGUUCAGUUGUGUCUGACUC
Messenger RNA from Vombatus ursinus (common wombat), 3522 nucleotides. Its product is annotated as zinc finger protein 184-like. The transcript has 5 exons. Gene Ontology annotation, molecular function: DNA-binding transcription factor activity, RNA polymerase II-specific; RNA polymerase II cis-regulatory region sequence-specific DNA binding. The coding region runs from base 346 to 3438 and encodes 1030 amino acids. Gene Ontology annotation, biological process: regulation of transcription by RNA polymerase II. NCBI's taxonomy places the organism in Eukaryota, Metazoa, Chordata, Mammalia, Diprotodontia, Vombatidae. The record is from RefSeq and is a predicted model, not a curated record.